AUGGCGACAAAACUCCCCAAGCUGCCCUCGAUCCGCGAUCUGAUCCGGCUCUACGACCUGCGCGCAAAACAGCAGCUCUCGCAAAACUUUAUAAUGGACAAGAACAUCACCGACAAAAUCCUGGACAAUGCGCUCUGCGUCGAACAGCUGCAGGAAGCGUCAAUGGGGAGGUUCAGCGUGAUUUUAGGCGACAUGCUGGAAAUCAACCACAGCGAGAUUCUCAAGCGCGCCGAUGGAGAGUUCUCACAUUGGCUGAAGAUGGUGGAGGGUCGGCAGGGGAUUUUCAAUGCAGGCUCGGUGUCGAUGUCGCUAAUGUUCCAGAAAGAGGUGGGGCAGCGCAUUGCAGCGGCGGCUGGCGAGCCCAUGCGCGGGCGGCUGUCGGUAGUAGCGCAGGCCCUGUGCGAUGCCUACGAGAUAUACCGGGUGCCUGCAUCGGGAUUCGUACCGCGCCCCAAGGUAGACGCAACGGUGGUGCAGUUGCGGCCAUUAGAGCAGCCGCUGUUGCAGUCGUCGCUGGGAUCGCUCGAGCGCGUGGUGCGGUUUGCGUUCAUGAAGCGGCGUAAGAUGCUGGCGCGGAUCUUCAAGGACUGGGAUGCCAGUCAGCUGCCAUUGUUGGAGGAGUGCGGGAUCGAUCCGAGGGUGCGGCCGCAGGACGUCACGACAGCGCAGUUCUGCCACCUGGCGCAGCUGAUCGAGCAGCGGCAGAUAAGGUUGCCGUGUUGA
Messenger RNA from Linderina pennispora, 723 nucleotides. Its product is annotated as S-adenosyl-L-methionine-dependent methyltransferase. The record is from RefSeq and is a predicted model, not a curated record. Gene Ontology annotation, molecular function: rRNA (adenine-N6,N6-)-dimethyltransferase activity; mitochondrial transcription factor activity. NCBI's taxonomy places the organism in Eukaryota, Fungi, Kickxellomycota, Kickxellomycetes, Kickxellales, Kickxellaceae. The coding region runs from base 1 to 723 and encodes 240 amino acids. Gene Ontology annotation, cellular component: mitochondrial matrix. Gene Ontology annotation, biological process: transcription initiation at mitochondrial promoter; rRNA methylation. The transcript is spliced from 4 exons.